Messenger RNA from Hirsutella rhossiliensis, 252 nucleotides. RefSeq lists its product as uncharacterized. The transcript has a single exon. Bases 1 to 252 code for a protein of 83 amino acids. NCBI's taxonomy places the organism in Eukaryota, Fungi, Ascomycota, Sordariomycetes, Hypocreales, Ophiocordycipitaceae. The record is from RefSeq and is a predicted model, not a curated record.
AUGGCCGCAUGUGCUGAUAGCUUGUGUGCGGUGCCCAACCUGAGCCGCGAGGAAAAGCGCGAGGAGUUCAACCACGAUGCUGCAAAUGUGUCCGGGAUGCGCGAGAACCUCCGCGAGGACCUGAUGCGCAUCGGGCACCAGUACUUUGACGGCGCCGCCGAGAUGAGGGAGAAGCUUCGCAACGCAUGGGACGAGCUGAUUCAUGCGGCAAAGAUUCUCCUGCGGACAGCCCCGAGCAUGACCGCCUCGUGA